ACUUCGCAUAUUGAUCCCUUGAAGAAAAUGUGAAGUUGUCCCAGGAGACUUAUAGCUUAAGACAAGACCUUCACUGCUAGUGCGAUCGAUCCAAGGUGAAGGGAAACUUCGCAUAUUGAUCCCUCGAAGAAAAAGUGAAGUGUCCUAGGAGACUUAUAGCUUAAGAGAAGACCUUCACCGCGAGUGCGAUCAAUAUAAAAACUUGUUUCAAGCUUGGAAAUGGAGGUCUUAGUUCUACGUUGAAAUAGUCUCUUAGCACAAAUCCCAUCGACCAAACCUGCUUCAUUAUCCGAAAAGCUCUUUUUUUUUUCUUUGGCAACAUGCAUCUUGAUACCAUUAUUCCCAUCGCCAUGUGUCUUGCCAUUUUUAUUGCCUUGAUAUCUUUUAUAGUGUUGCCGUACAUCAACAUGUUUCUUAAGGAUUCGGCUACAAGUAAGGAAGGAGACCCAAUUCCAACAAAAAAUGGAGAUAUAUUCUCAAUAUUGAACUUUGAUGGAAGGAUUGCAUAUGAAGACAUAAUUAAAGCAACUGAAGAUUUCGACAUUAGAUAUUGCAUUGGCACUAGUAGCUAUGGUAGUGUUUAUAGAGCACAAUUGCCGAAUGGCAAAGUAGUUGCUUUGAAGAAGCUUCACCAAAGGGAAGCACAGGAGCCAGCUUUUUAUAAAAGUUUUAGGAAUGAGGUUAAGAUGUUGACAGAAAUACGACACAAAAACAUUGUGAAGCUUCAUGGAUUUUGCCUACACAGGCGAUGCAAGUUUUUGAUCUAUCAAUACAUGGAAAGAGGAAGCUUGAUUUGUGUGCUUAGAAAUGAUGAUGAAGCCGUGGAGUUGGAAUGGAAUAUAAGAGUGAAUGUCAUAACAAACAUUUCACAUGCUUUGUCUUACCUUCACCAUGAUUGCAUCCGACCCAUCCUUGAUCGGGAUAUAUCAAGCAAGAACAUUCUAUUGAACUUGAAAUUGGAGGCUUUUGUUUUCGAUUUUGGAAAUUCUAGGUUUUUGGAUCCUUAUUCAUCCAAUCAUACUGUAUUUGCUGGUACUUAUGGUUAUAUUGCACCAGAGCUUACCUAUACAAUUGAUGUGACUGAAAAGUGUGAUGUUUAUAGCUUUGGAGUUGUGGCAUUAGAAGUAUUGAUGGGAACGCAUCCUGGGGAACUAUUGACAUCAUUGUCAUCAUCACCAUCUUCUUUGCAAAAUGUGAUGCUAAGUGAUAUAUUAGAUACACGUCUAUUGCCUCCAAGAAGUAAAAAUCUUACUUUGAAUAUUGUGGUUGCUGCUACACUUGCAUUGGGUUGCUUGCGUGCAAAACCAAAGUCCAGGCCAACAAUGAAAUUUGUGUCUCAACAAUUGGUUGCUUGCCAAAGACCACUCUUGAAGUCUUUUCCAGCUAUUUCUCUAUUAGAGCUGCUGAAUAGUGAAUUGGAGAUGGAAAACGAAAUAGAGCCUCUACCAAAACUUUCAAGUCGUCCAGCCGAAUACCAUGGUUCUUCCUUCAAACAAAAUCCUUAAUUUCUAAUUUUGAGAAUCAAACGGCUACCUUGUUUUGACCAGGGAUUGUCAAUAAAAACAACUUAAUUUGAUCCUGCUUUGGAAUGGGAUUUCCGAACCGAAAUAUCGGUCCGAAUAUAUAGGAAAUCGGUCUGAAUAUAUAUAUACGGACCGAUAUUGGUCCUUAUAGUUGAUCUGAAAAAACCUGGUACGAAUAAGUCAAAUAUACGGACCGACGUAUAAUCGGUUCGUAUAUAUAUACUAUCCGGACCGAAAUCGGUCCGGAUAUUUCAGUAAGAAAUAUAAAUAAUUAUUGAGAAAUUGAAAUAAGCGGACCGAAAUUGGUCCCAAAAAAAUAAUAUAAUAAAAUAAUAAAAUAUAU
Molecule: messenger RNA, 1866 nt
Organism: Rubroshorea leprosula
Lineage: Eukaryota; Viridiplantae; Streptophyta; Magnoliopsida; Malvales; Dipterocarpaceae
Source: the annotation of a GenBank genome assembly